Mesocricetus auratus (golden hamster) is the source of this 2795-nucleotide messenger RNA. RefSeq names its product small integral membrane protein 10-like protein 2A. The record is from RefSeq and is a predicted model, not a curated record. The coding region runs from base 308 to 544 and encodes 78 amino acids. The transcript is spliced from 4 exons. NCBI's taxonomy places the organism in Eukaryota, Metazoa, Chordata, Mammalia, Rodentia, Cricetidae.
GAGGCGAAACAUGCUUGGCCAAAGCACUGCAGCGACUCUGCAGCAGCGAUGGAACACGGAAACCUACUGGACCUGGGGGAGGUCUUCUGCCCAGAGCCUGCGGCGAGAGGGGCGGAGCUGAGCAGCCGCAGGUCUGCCAAGAGGGCGGAGAGCAAGUGAGGCGGCUGGGCGUGGGGCGUGGAGCACCGGAGGCUGCAGAGGCCCCGGAGCCCGAGGGCGGGGCUGCGGACAGCGUGGGGCACCGUGGCUCGGCGCGGCCCGGCGCACUGAGCGGGUUGUGCAGCAGGCGAGCGGGUGAGCCAGGCCUAUGGCGGUGACGACGGCCCUGUCGGCUGCGGCGGCGGCGGCGGCCCUAUCCGGCCUGGCGAUGCGGCUGUCGCGUUGGGCGGCGACGCGCGGCUCCUACGGCGCCUUCUGCAAGGGGCUCACGCGCACGCUGCUCACCUUCUUCGACCUGGCCUGGCGGCUGCGGGUGAACUUCCCCUACUUCUACAUGGUGGCCUCGGUGAUGCUCAACGUCCGCCUGCAGGUGCGGAUCGAGUGAGCCACCGCAGGUCACCACCGCGGCGGCCCCUCGGGCGGACAGCGCCAUCCGCGCCGCCCGUGUCACCCGCGCCAGGCGGCCGCAUGCAGGACCGUGGGUGGCCGCGCGGUGCCCCGAGACCGCGGCGGGGGGCGCAGGCGGGACGCCCCGGGCCCCUCCAUUUUAGGCCUCCGCGGAGGGCACAAGGUACCGCAUCCCAUACCGCAAAAAACCUUCCCAGCCCAGUCCUGUUCUGCCUCUGCGUCCAGAGAAUCACCAGAGUCUGGCAAACCUGUUGCCUCCCCUUGGCAGAAAGUGGGGGAACGCGAAAGAGGGGAUGCAGCCGCAGGAUUUACCAGGCCCUGUGCAGGAAGAGCUUCCUGAGGUGCAACCUGAACCCUGAACGGGAGAGGAUUGGGCCAGUGAGCCCCCAGGAAGGUCCAAGAGGAGUAAGGACUCGUCCCUGUGUCUGGUGGUCAGAUAAAAUGGACAGUUCCUUUCUGAGCCUCACCUCGAGUCUGGCCCCUUCUUUGCAUGGGGGCCCACGGGUAGUCUCCGCAGCCUGCUUCUCCCUUCCUCCCUGUCUGCCCAGGCUCCCUGCAGCACCUGCGAUGACCCCGGCCUUGGUCUUCUGGGUGAUGGAUGGCUCGCCCCUUCCCUGAUCAUUUCAAGGUGGACCCCUAAGCAGAGAUGUCUGCCAUUGUUCCUGUAGCAGCCAGGGAGCCGCUGAGUGAAGAGCCUACCCAGGAGAGAGAGGAAGGGCCUUUCUGGCAGAGGCCUAGAGGGGUGGGGUGGCUCAGGUCUUUCAGUCACCAUAGAAAACAUGGCCAUGUACCUUAGGCACUGAUAUCUCCUAGCAACACUGUGAGGGAGAGCAUCCUCCCAACUCCAUGGCACUCAAGCAAGGGCCUGGGAUUUGUCCUUGUUACACACAGAAGAUGGGGGAGCUCAGCCUGCAUUCCCCCACCCCCUGCAGUCUUCUUCCUGACCUGGCAGGACACUGGGGUUGGGAGGGACUGGAGAGUUGCCAGGGCACCUAGGGAGAAAGAGAGACCUUGGGGUAGGAAGCUGGACACCUCUCUUUCCUUGGAGUGGUCUAGAAGACAGGCGGAUAGUUCAGCUCAUGAACAGAUAAGGUUCAAGAACUUCCUGAGAUGUCUCGUCCUCCCCUACCUCUCUGGUGCUUGGUCAAGGGCUCCUGAGCAGUUGUGCGAUAGUGGGCUGCCACACUGGCGCUGUGCUUCGUGGGAGGCUGAGGAGCUGUGGGCUGAGACCCGUGGUGGCCCUGUUUCUCUGUCCCUGGCCUGCAGCCCCAUCCCUGGCAUCACAUGGGGAAGUCUUAUCCAGAUAGGCUGAGGACAGUCUGUCCAGGAGGCCCUGCAUAGAUUAGAGCCUCCAGAUGCCCAAGGAUGGCCCAGGAGAUAGUUCUGCUGCUUAUCCCACACUCCCCCAGCUUCUCUGACACUGGCAUGUCAAGGUCCAUGCGUUGUACUCCCGACACGGAAACCUGCAGCUCCAGGGACAGAGUGGCCCAAUUGCCUGCUUGGAGUCAGGGACCCAAAUGACAGUCCCAGUCUGUCUCGGCUGAAGGCCACAGCUGGAAGGUGGCUGCCACAUGGUCUCUGCUGACUGCCAUAGCCCAGGCCUGAUAGCUGUCUUGCUUCUGCCACGUUGCACUGAGUGGUCUGUGUGUGUAUACACACGUGUGUGAACAUGUUUGUGUUGGGGGGAACACCUGAGGAGGACCGUCACAGGCGUUCUGCCCUCCCUGUAGAAGAAGGGCCUUGACCUACUGGGAGAAAGAGCGUGGAGUCUGAGGCCUGCCCUCGUAGACCUCCGGCUCCAGGAGAGCCCCUCCUUGCUCGUGCCCAGGCAUGGGCUCUGCUGUGAGGUCAGAGGCACUGGCACUGGGCCGCACUCUGGGUCCCCUGGUGUCAGCCAGGAGAUGGGCCUGGAACUAGGACUCAGCUCUGUGUUCCUGGCCCGUUCUGGCCCUGAGUAGUCUGUGAGCUUCUGCUUUCCCCGCCCCCUUGGCUGCUUUUGCUCCCUCAUGGUCCCUGGCUGUGUGACGGGGUCACGAUGCACUUUCUUUACUGGCAGUCUGUAUUGCAGGCAGCGGAGCUUCAAGCAAUUCAGAGGCUUGACCUGGACGCACGUACCUUCCCAUGUGUGAUGAACUCUGCACCGCCAGCGCUGUCUGGUCACAGAUGCAGUUUCUGUGUUGUCACUUGUCUCCCAACGUUAAAAGAAAACCGUUGAGUUCAGUACAGCA